ACGCCUUCACCUGCGAACAAGACGCUUCGAAGGAGCCGCAGUGUUUGGGGACGGACGCAGUGUCGCUGGAAGCUCCCGAGAGGCAGAAUUACUCGCGUUUCCACGGACUGCGGAGAUGGUGUGCGGCGGAUUCAUCUGCACCAAGAACGCGCUCAGCGCCCUCAACAUACUUUACGUGCUGGUCAGUCUGCUGCUGAUUGGAGUGGCGGCCUGGGGGAAAUGGUUCGACCUGGUCUCCAGCAUCAGGGUGGUGGCGGGGGUCAUCGGCGUGGGCAUCUUCCUGUUCCUGGUCGCCUUCGUGGGGCUGUGCGGCGCCCUGAAGCACCACCAGGUUCUGCUCUUCUUCUACAUGAUAAUCCUGUUCACAGUGUUUGUCAUGCAGUUUUCUGUGUCCUGUGCUUGCCUGUCCCUCAAUAAAGAACAACAGAACCACCUGCUGGAGGUCGGCUGGAACCGAUCCGAGGUCACUCAGAGGGACGUAGAAAAAACCCUCAACUGUUGUGGCUUCAAUUCCGUUCCCCUCAACGGCUCCUGUGCCGCCAGUUGCUUUAACGACGUCCCUCCAGAGUGUACGACGUGCUCGAGCACCAUCCAGCAGGCCGCCGGGGAGGUGCUGCGCUUCGUGGGCGGAAUCGGACUCUUCUUCAGCUUCACCGAGAUCCUUGGCGUCUGGCUCGCCUACAGAUACAGAAACCUGAAAGACCCGCGUUCAAACCCCGGAGCCUUUCUUUAACCGCUCUCCACUUGAUAAAGUACUUCUUGUUCCUCUCGACUAAAUCAAUGUUAUCUGGACGUUUGAAGGAAGAAUGUAGUUUUUUCUGCAUAGCCACCAAUGACCAUUAUGACCCUGAUGGUUACAGUUAAAUAGAGAAGGAAUCUUGAGUCUUAACGUGGGCCAAAUGUUAGCAUUGGCUGUAACUAAUGAGAACGUGAGGGCAUUUGCUUAUAAAUACAUCUGAUUUGCUUUUAGUGUUUGAUUAUUUUCAUUGACUGUAUACUGUGCUUGAUGUGAAUAUUGUCUUUCAAGUUUCUUGCUGAGAGCUGGAUCAACUGUUUAUUUCAGUGUAACUUUAUGCCCGUGAGCCUCGUCGGCCUAAUCGGUCUCAAAGUGAGAGGUGUUAAGAUAUCACACACAUGCACUAUGCAAAUAACCGGUGGGUGAGCCAUGAUGGCUGAAUCUAUUGCUCAGUGGAUUUUUGGGGGAUGGGUUUCCUUCACUGCAGGAAGCGUAUUGAAGUAAUUCCUGAUGCAGCCUGUCGUGAAAACCAGGUUUUUGUUAUGUGUAUUUAUUGCUUUGUUUCAUGUGUGACAUCAUCUGUAACCAUGUCAACAGUCUCACGUUCCGUCCACAAAUAAACCUGUAAGGAAAA
Pungitius pungitius (ninespine stickleback) is the source of this 1370-nucleotide messenger RNA. It is a transcript of the gene tspan13b, whose product is annotated as tetraspanin 13b. Bases 116 to 733 code for a protein of 205 amino acids. The record is from RefSeq and is a predicted model, not a curated record. The transcript has 6 exons. Gene Ontology annotation, cellular component: plasma membrane. Lineage: Eukaryota; Metazoa; Chordata; Actinopteri; Perciformes; Gasterosteidae.